Messenger RNA from Trypanosoma cruzi, 810 nucleotides. RefSeq lists its product as uncharacterized. The coding region runs from base 1 to 810 and encodes 269 amino acids. NCBI's taxonomy places the organism in Eukaryota, Euglenozoa, Kinetoplastea, Trypanosomatida, Trypanosomatidae. Gene Ontology annotation, cellular component: nucleolus; preribosome, large subunit precursor. Gene Ontology annotation, biological process: maturation of 5.8S rRNA; maturation of LSU-rRNA. The record is from RefSeq and is a predicted model, not a curated record. The transcript has a single exon.
AUGAAUCACGAUGACGCGAUGUGGAACAUAAUGGGACAGACCUUCUGCUCAUUUAAGGUGAAAACACACGAUGAGAAGACGCGCUUCUGCCGCAAUCCGUAUAAUGUGACAGGUUUGUGUCAAAGAGGUGUUUGCCCGCUUUCCAACGCGCAGUAUGCAACGAUCAUUGAGCAUGAAGACGAGCUUUUUUUGUACAUUAAGACCGCAGAGCGUGCCCACCUACCACGUCGUCAGUGGGAAAAGGUUCGACUUGAUGCUAGUUUUCCACGUGCUUUGGCACAAGUUGAUGAGGAGUUGCAGUGGUGGGACCAGAAAAUUGUAAAUAAGGUAAAGGCGCGUCUGCUGCGGCUUAAGCAGUACAUUAUGCGUCGUCGUAAGAUGCUGCUAGAGCCCAAAGUGGAGUACGUCUCUGUUAAUAAGAGACAAGAAGACAAGCUGUUGCGCCGCGAGGAGAAGGCAGAGGCCGCGGCACGCUUAGAGCUGGAGGUCGAGAAGGAGCUGCUGGAACGACUGCGGAAGGGCACUUACGAUAGCGUUAUGAACUGUAGCCGCGAGGCUUUUGAGCGUGUACUGGACCAGGAGGAGGAUCGGGCGGAGUUUGAUGCCCUGGAGGAUGAGGAAGACGAGGAGUUCCCGGAAUUUGUCAUGGACGAGGAAGACGAGGACGAGGAGGAAGAGCCAAGCAAAACGACAGCUGGCUUACGCCCUAGCGGAAGAAGGCCGGUACGACGACAGCGUCUGGUCAUUGAAGAGGAGGUUGAGCACGAACAGCAGCAGAAACGCAGCCGGCUGGACGACCUGGACUGGUGA